GCGAAUAUCUGCGCUGCUCGACAUGAAAUGUGAUGAACGAUUAGAAGAAAAGCCUGCUAAUCAACUAAAAAGCGAAUCGAGGGCUGGUGAGCCAGAACAAGACUCGAAACGAAAGCCAGUGCCAUUCUUAGAGCUGUUUCGCUACGCUACCAAAUGGGACAAGUGCUACGUAGCCUUGGGAUUCACAUUGUCCAUAAUUACUGGAAUAUUAUUGCCUUUCACAUCAGUCGCCGAUGGUUUAUUUCCCAACAUCUAUCUUACAAAUAGCGACCAUAUUCGAAAUGUGGGUCUACUGAUUGAAGCUUUAUAUAUAUCAGCAGCAUUCUUGGCCUUGGGCACUCUUCUGUUUAUCUCGUGUUUUAUUCAGCAUUAUCUUUUCUCCACGGCUAGCCAAAAUAUGGUAAGAUGUAUCAGAAAAGAAUUUGUGAAGGCUGUUCUACGUCAAAACGCUGCUUGGUUUGAAAACAACAAUGCUGGAAUGAUCACAACCUUACUCUCUGAAAAUAUAACACAAAUAGAGGAUGGCGUGGGAGACAAGAUGGGCAUGCUCUCGAGAGGUAUAACAACAUUCCUCGCUAGUGCAGUCGUUGCUCUCGUUUACAACUGGCGAGUCACCCUCAUCACUGUUGGGGUUGGCCCAGUGUCGGCACUCACUAUGUUGUUUAUGGCUAAGAUAUCAACGUCGACAAUGAAUAAAAUGUUGGAAAUUACUGGUGAGGCAGGAAGUAUUGCUGAGGAAGCAAUCAUGAACGCAAAAACGGUAGCAGCAUGCAACGGGCAAAGUCACAUGGUCAAGAAAUACGAAUCAGAAAGGAAAAGGAAUCUACCUCAUUCUAUCAAAUACAAUUUUAUAUCCGGAUUUUUUGAAGGGCUUACUUACCUAGAAUUAUAUCUUUUCUAUACAGGCGGUUAUAUAUAUGGCGUCAUCAGCUAUUAUGAUGGAAUCACCACUAAUCCGGGAUCAAUUUUUAUCGCAACAGGAGCAGUUAUGCUGGGCUCGUACUUGUUCGGUUUACUUGGACCACAUCUGCUGGCCAUCACAAAAGCCAGAGUCGCAGCAGGUGCCAUCUACAAGAUAAUAGACGAAGGCAAGAAGAAUGAAGACGAUAAAGGAGUUGACAUGGAGGAAUGCGAGGGAUUCAUAGAGUUUAAGAACGUACACUUUAAAUAUCCAUCGAGAAAAUCGGAGAUACUUCGUGGAAUUAGCUGGCGCGCUGAACCUGGUGAGACUAUAGCAUUUGUUGGAAGAAGUGGAUGUGGAAAGAGUACCUCAAUAGCAAUCCUCACCAGAUUAUACGAUUGUAGUGACGGCUGCGUGUUUAUUGAUGGACGCGACAUUCUCUCAAUUAGACGAAACAGUUUAAGAAAAAUGAUUGGCAUUGUACAACAAGAACCAUGUCUCUUUAAUGGUACUAUUCGAGAGAAUAUUGAGCUUGGAAGAUCUAUCGGCGACAAGGAUAUUGAAGAAGCAGCGCGCAUUGCAAAUGCCCAUGACUUUAUAAUGAAACUGGAAAAGGGUUACGACACGGUGAUUGGUGCAGGAAGCAUAGCAUUAUCUGGUGGGCAAAAACAACGUUUAGCAAUCGCAAGAGCCUUAGCAACUAAGCCAAAGAUUCUCUUGCUUGAUGAAGCCACUAGCGCUUUGGAUACAGAGAGCGAAAAAAUAGUACAGCAAGCAUUGAAUAGGGCAGCACAUGGAAGAACUACAAUAGUAAUUGCUCAUCGUCUCAGCACUUUGAAGGACGUAAAGAGGAUCCACGUAAUUGAUGAAGGAAAAGUUAUAGAAUAUGGAACUCAUUUUGAGUUGUUAGAAAGGAAUGGCCUCUACAGCAAGCUUGCAAGAGCUCAAGAAGUACAAAAUGACGCGACCAGACGAAGAAAGUUUAGUGACAUCGGUGGAAAGCUGGGACGAGAUUCUUCUCUUACACGACGAGAGAGAAGAGCAAUCAGGCUCUCACGUCUUUCUUUCGACUCGCUCUCUGUACCUCAGACAAUAAUUAAACCAGAAAAGGAAGAGGAGGAAAAUGAUAGCAAAGGAGGCUUGCUGAGAGUAUAUGCAUCAAGUCUUCGGUCGCUACCUGUAUUUUGGAUCUCGCUGAUUACCGGAAUUCUAAGAGGAAUGGAAAUGCCGCUUAGUUCGUACUUUUACGGUUUUGCUUACACAGCCUUGGAUAAAUCGAAGGAUGCAUAUGGUACAGAUAUGUGGAUUGCCGCCUCUGUAUUCAUUGCCCUUGGAGUGUAUUCUUUGAUUUUUCUAAGCGCCUCUGUAGCUUUUGGAGGAUGGACAGGAGAAGUGGUUACAACAGAUAUGUGCGUUGCGGUAAUAAGAAGCCUUUUGAGUCAAGAUGCAGAUUUUUUCGAUGUACCAGAAAGGAGCAACGCUGCUUGUGUCGCUGAACUUACAUCUAAAGCUGUAGAUGUUCAAGCCUGUCUGGAUUAUCGCUUUAUGCUCAUGUUGAACAAUCUCGUUGCACUCAUAGCCUCUGUGAUACUCACUUUUGUGGCUUGUUGGCCCAGUGGGAUUGCAAAUCUUGUAAUGAUUGUGGUAUUCACUAUCGCAUUGUGGGUUGCCGCCAAUAUUGUGUCAACAAAUAUAGCAAGGAAAUCGGAAUUAGACAAGAGCAUAGAGCUUUCUAUUGAAGUUUUUGAACAUGCGCAAACGAUCCAGUUACUGUGUGCAGAAGAUUAUUUUGUAAGGAAAUUUGAAAACUGUCAAAACGCCGUGAAAAAGCAAGAAAAGCGGACAGCCACAUUCAAAGCGCUACAAUUUGCCCUUACUCAAAGCUUUGUGUACUUCUUAUGCGUGACUACCUAUGGAUUCGCUGCAUUUAUGAUAUAUUUAGGACAUAUUAAAGCUGUGAAUGCCGUGGUGGCUACGGCGAGUGCAACUUCGGCAGGCUGGGCUGUUAUAAUGGCAUCUGAAGCAUUUGGAGAUUUUGCGCGAUCGCAUGUUGCGGCAAAAGCUCUAUACUCACUUGGCGAUUGCUACAAGAUGGAUGAUGAAGAUUCAAAGCAGGAGAUUGAAGGAUCAGCCAAACUUGAAAAAGUAAACUUCUGCUAUCCGUCGCGACCGGAUGUCAAAGUGGCUCGAAACCUGAACCUAUUCGCUCGCAAAGGACAAACUAUUGCUUUGGUUGGAGCAUCGGGCUGCGGCAAGAGCACAAUCGUCCAACUUCUCGAACGAUUUUAUGCACCAGACAGCGGAGUUAUAAAAAUUGAUGACUACAACAUAGAGAGAAUCUGUCGCGCUCAUCUAAGAAACAAUAUUGGUUUGGUUGGACAAGAACCUAUACUCUUCAAAGGCACAAUCACCGAAAAUAUUACGUUAGGAAUGAACAAUGUUACACUGGAGGAAGUGCGGGAAGCAUGCAAGCAAGCGAAUGCAGCAACCUUUAUCGAAGCUUUCCCUUUGGGAUACGACACAGACGUUGGAGAAAACGGAGGCAACUUGUCUGGGGGUCAAAAGCAGCGAAUAGCUAUAGCUAGAGCGCUGAUACGUAAACCGAAGUUUUUGUUGCUUGACGAGGCUACUAGUGCACUUGACACAGAAAGCGAGAAGAUUAUACAGUCUGCGCUUGAUGAAGUUAGCCAAGGUCGAACGACUAUUGCAAUAGCUCAUAGGUUAAGUACGAUCAAAAAUGCAGACAGAAUCUAUUAUAUUGAAAAUGGUGCAGUUGUUGAAUAUGGAACGCACGAAGAACUGAUUGAAGCCGAUGGAAAAUACGCAGCUCUUGUAAAAGCUCAAACGCUUGCCAAGAAUGACUAGUACCACGCAUUGGUCAACUUUCUUGGCCAUAAAAUUUGUUUGCUUGACCUUCGCUGUCAACGAAUAACCUGAGUAACCUUUUGUUAAUGCAUAUCUCUCCUUCGAAGAACUUCUCUGCUGAUGACGAGUGCUACUUUGUUAUCUCAGUGUUUGUCUUUUUCCAUUAUUGAUAUACUUAGUAAUCCAUUCGUUUCUGUCAUUGACAAUUUUAGCAGGAGUUGUUCAAGAUGUAAGUUUCUCAACGCGGUGUUUGUUGUCCAUCAUAUACGUAUAAACAUUAAAACUAUGUACAUAACUUCAGAAAGUUACUAUUUGC
Cylicocyclus nassatus is the source of this 4082-nucleotide messenger RNA. The record is from the annotation of a GenBank genome assembly. NCBI's taxonomy places the organism in Eukaryota, Metazoa, Nematoda, Chromadorea, Rhabditida, Strongylidae.